This is a messenger RNA of Sesamum indicum (sesame), 682 nucleotides long. RefSeq names its product RING-H2 finger protein ATL80. NCBI's taxonomy places the organism in Eukaryota, Viridiplantae, Streptophyta, Magnoliopsida, Lamiales, Pedaliaceae. The record is from RefSeq and is a predicted model, not a curated record.
CGUCGAAAGACUCCUCGUCGGGAAUCCAAACUCUCGACUCCGACUUCGUAGUUAUCCUCGCCGCUCUUCUCUGCGCGCUCAUCUGCGUGCUCGGCCUUAUCGCGGUCGCGCGCUGCGCCUGGAUCCGCCGCAUCGCAGGAAGAAACUCGGACUCCUCUCCGUCGUCGGCGGCCGCCAACAAAGGCCUGAAAAAGAAGGUAUUGAAGUCGCUGCCGAAGCUGACCUACGGUAAGGACAACGAGCUGGCGUCGAAGCUCUCCGACUGCGCCAUUUGUCUAGCGGAGUUCGCCACCGGCGAGGAAAUCCGAGUGCUGCCGCAGUGCGGCCACGGAUUCCACGUUGUGUGUAUUGACACGUGGCUAGGAUCUCAUUCGUCGUGUCCGUCCUGCCGCCAGAUUUUGGGGACGGCGCGGUGUCAGAAGUGCGGCCGCGUGCCGGCGGCCACCUGCUCAGCUGCCGGAAUUCAGCCGGAGCAGAGAGAAGACCACGUAACUAGGUUUUUGCCUUAAUCUGUCUAAAUUACAGCCUUAAUUACACAGUAGGGAUUCCAAUUAGGGAGGAAUUAGUGUUAGAACUCAGUAGAUCCAAGUUUAAUAUUUGUAUGUACUUUAUGCUGUAGUUUCAGAAAACAGAAAUUACAUUUAACAAUACAAAUCUCCCAAAAUUUCACUUGCUGCAAAAA